AAAAUAUAAAAUAGAAAUUAACAAUAAAAAAGAGGAACUAUUCCAUAUUUGUCUAAUAAUGAAUAUCAUUUUUUUCUCCUUGAAAAAAUAUGCUUGAAACAUUUAUUGAACGAGUUUAGCCCUCCUUAAGUUCAACUACUGGAUAGUAUAGUAUUGUAACGUUUAAGAAUAGGGAAAACCAAUUUGAAGUAUCUCUAUAUAAUCUGCCAAAAAAACCAAAAGGGCAAUAAACCAGAAUAAAGCAUGUGGAGGUCUAACCUCUUCUUUCAGUUAUAUAUGCGCAUACUACCAAAAACUCUUUUGAUGUGUUUCUUGUUUAUAGACUUUAUAUCAAAGUUUGAGCCUCUCUUUUUUGUGUUUUCAUCUAUUCUUGCUUGUAAAAUGUUAAUCUUUACCUUAGGUGAUAUUUGGACUACUUCAUUUGUUUUGUGCUUGUCUUGUGUAUGUGUGCCUUUGUAAGAGUGUUUUUAUCCCAAUUUUGCAAGUCUGUAUGGUCUUUGUAAAGGUAAUUUUCCUCCUAUUUUGUGAUCUUAAAUGGCCUUUGUAAGAGUGUUUGUACCCUAUUUUGUGUUCUUUUACACUUUUGCUUACCCAAAAAACAUUAGAUAGUCAAUUCUAUCAUACAUAUGCAUAAAUUAAUAUGCUGUCAUUUAAAAAGUUUUCUGGAUAGGCAAAAAGUGAAAAUAGGAAUGCAUUUGAAGUAUUGGAAGCAUGCCGACAUUGAUAAUUUUCUUUCUGUCUUUCUGUUUUUUUUUUUUUGGGUAAUGGGAAGCCUAAGAUUCAGAGUACCCAGUAACUCUACCAUGCUGCUUGGAAUGGAUGACUGACAAAAUUCUGUCCCUCACUGUAUCAUUCUUCACUUCUAUGUAUGUCACAAAAUGGAAAGAGUUCUUCCCUCAGGAGAAGUUGAGAUAUGCCCCUUCAUUUCAUUCUCAUGUCGUAAGUUGCGCAUCAAUUGAGGUUCUUCAAACAUACCUUGCAUGGAGACAAAAUGAUUGUCAUACGAACAACCAAUAUAGCACUUGUUUUUGGAUGCUGAUUAAAAGUGGAAAGACUGAAAGGGAGGCAGAAGAAUUUCUGAAGGGAACUCAAAAGCAAGAUAAAAAUGAACUUCUUUUUCAGCAGUUUGGUAUCAACUACAAAAAUCUUCCUGAAUUAUUUCGUCAAGGAUCUUGUGUUUUCAAGACAGAGGUGGAAGAUAUUGUUAAAUACCAUGAGGAUGGCACUCCUGUCAAAAGACUGCGGAGAAAGCCGAGGAUAGUUCACUCAGAGAAUAUAGCUGGUAGAAACUUUUGGAGUGAGUGUCCAUGUCUUCCUAAGGAGCUGGGAUGUUUUGAAGAGAAUGUUGGCAAAAUUAAACCAGAUUAUGUUAGGUCCUUUCUAUUUGAAAACAAGUUGAUGCCGUGUGCAUGGAUUGUAAUUAGAAUUGAUGGCUGCCAUUUUCACAGAUUCUCUGAAGUUCAUGAAUUUGAGAAGCCCAAUGAUGAGAAAGCUCUGAACCUUAUGAAUUCAUGUGCAGUGGCUGUUUUAGAAGAGUUUCAAGAUAUAACCUUUGCUUAUGGUGUUAGUGAUGAGUACAGCUUCAUUUUGAAGAAGGAAUCUCUGUUCUUUCAAAGGCGAGCAAGUGAAAUAGUGUCUGUGAUUGUCUCCUUCUUCACUUCUAUGUAUGUAUUGAAAUGGAAGGAAUUCUUCCCACAGAAAGAUUUGAAGUAUCCUCCCUCUUUUGAUGGACGGGCUGUCUGCUAUCCAUCAUCUGAUAUUAUUCAAGAUUAUCUGGCAUGGAGACAAGUUGAUUGCCACAUCAAUAAUCAGUAUAACACCUGUUUCUGGAUGCUUGUCAAGUCUGGUAAAAGCAAAAGUGAGGCCCAAGGUUGCUUAAAGGGUACUCAAGCACGGGAGAAGAAUGAACUGCUUUUGCAGAAAUUCAGUAUCAACUACAACAAAUUACCAAUGAUAUUCCGCCAGGGCUCAUCUGUAUUUCGAAUUGAGACAGAGAAGACUGUGACGUUUGGGAAUGGAGGAAAGCUACAGGGUGAAGUAACUGUUUCACACUGUAAUAUAAUUGAGCAAAGCUUUUGGAGAACACACCCGAGCAUCCUCGGCUAAGGGCCCCUGAUACUUUGAAGUAAAAACAGGUCACAGUUUCUCUUCUGUUUGGUUCUCUAACAACACUCAUUGCUUCUCUGUUUCCAACUUAGUUAUGAAGUCACUCUUUAUCUGUCUAAAACAAUUUAGAGACUAGAAACUAUGGGAUCUUUCUUUCAUAUAGAAGGCUUUAGUUUCUGAUGCUCAGGAAGUUUAAAAGUUACUAAGCAGUUUCACUCAUGUUGUUUGGUCACUCAUCUUUUAUCGGAGCCACUGCAGGGGCAAGGGGGGCACUUGCUGUUCCCCUGUCAAAAAUUCCUGCCUCGAUCACUGGAUUCACUGCUUAUAUUUAUCAAUUUUACACUUGAUUUUUGUAUGAUUUUGGUUGUAAUUCUCUAGUUAUGUACUUAACAUACCAGAUGUUCAGCUACUCGAAACAACAAAAUUAUGCCCAUGGUCGCAAUCUCGAGAUCUUUUUUAAGUUA
Molecule: messenger RNA, 2570 nt
Organism: Mangifera indica (mango)
Lineage: Eukaryota; Viridiplantae; Streptophyta; Magnoliopsida; Sapindales; Anacardiaceae
Product: tRNA(His) guanylyltransferase 1-like
Exons: 11
Coding region: 820-2106 (428 amino acids)
Biological process (GO): tRNA modification
Molecular function (GO): magnesium ion binding; tRNA guanylyltransferase activity
Source: RefSeq, a predicted model, not a curated record